Hibiscus syriacus is the source of this 2236-nucleotide messenger RNA. Its product is annotated as protein DETOXIFICATION 40-like. The record is from RefSeq and is a predicted model, not a curated record. The coding region runs from base 167 to 1726 and encodes 519 amino acids. Gene Ontology annotation, molecular function: antiporter activity; xenobiotic transmembrane transporter activity. Gene Ontology annotation, biological process: xenobiotic detoxification by transmembrane export across the plasma membrane. Gene Ontology annotation, cellular component: membrane. The transcript is spliced from 7 exons. Lineage: Eukaryota; Viridiplantae; Streptophyta; Magnoliopsida; Malvales; Malvaceae.
CCUGACGAUGGCAAGUGGCAUCGAUUAUCCAUCACCUAAAUGCACAGAUAAAACCUUCUAUGAAUAUCGACAACAAUUAUCUCUAAUUCCGUACCAUUUCCUUUAAGAUCAAUCAAUAAUUUCUCUGAAUACAAUCAACCAUAGCCUGGAACUGCUAGGAAAAACAAUGGAUUCCCAACAGGAGCUGAAUCUCCCAAUCUUGAAUAACUCCUUGCCUGAUGAUGAUGAUCGGCAGCAGCCACCCUCACACGACUCAUCUGGAAUUGGUCAUGGCCAUGAAGUGGACUCUAGGCUCGAGAAUGUUUUGUCAGACACCGAGCUGCCUUUCUUCAGGCGUCUCCGAUUGGCCUUGUUGAUUGAAAUGGAGCUCCUUUUCCGCCUAGCGGCACCGGCGGUCUUUGUUUAUUUAAUCAAUAACGCCAUGUCCUUAUCCACUCGUGUCUUUUGUGGUCAUCUAGGCAAUCUUGAGCUCGCCGCUGCCUCUCUUGGCAACAGCGGCAUCCAACUCCUUGCUUAUGGCCUCAUGCUAGGAAUGGGGAGUGCAGUGGAGACUCUAUGCGGACAAGCUUAUGGGGCGCUUAGAUACGGCAUGUUAGGGGUUUAUCUUCAGAGAUCAACCAUUGUCCUUACUUUAACAGGGAUCCCACUGAUGUUGGCCUAUGUGUUUUCCAAGCCAAUCUUGAUCCUACUAGGCGAACCGCCGGAAGUUGCAUCUGCUGCUGCUGUUUUUGUCUAUGGUUUGAUCCCACAAAUCUUUGCUUACGCUGUGAACUUCCCAAUACAAAAGUUUCUUCAAUCACAAAGCAUUGUGAAUCCGAGUGCAUUCAUAUCAGCUGCCACGCUUCUGGUGCACCUUCUGCUAAGUUGGUUGGCAGUAUACAAGAUUGGUCUGGGUUUGAUAGGUGCAUCUCUGGUGCUCAGCUUAUCGUGGUGGAUCAUAGUGGUGGCCCAGGCGGUGUACAUUAAGAUGAGUGACAAGUGUAAGCUUACAUGGUCCGGGUUGAGUUUGCAGGCCUUUUCUGGGCUUUGGGAUUUCUUGAAACUAUCGGCUGCUUCGGCCGUUAUGCUGUGCUUGGAGACUUGGUACUUCCAGAUACUUGUUUUGAUCGCCGGUCUGCUGGAUAAUCCCGAGCUUGCAUUGGACUCCCUUUCAAUUUGCAUGUCUAUAUCUGGUUUGAUGUUCAUGAUUUCAGUUGGGUUCAAUGCAGCUGCAAGUGUUAGGGUCAGCAACGAGUUGGGAGCGGAACAUCCCAAGUCGGCAGCAUUCACGGUUGCCGUUGUGACUUUGAUUUCCUUCAUCAUUGCUGUUGCGGAAGCUAUCAUUGUUUUAGCUCUACGAGACGUUAUAAGCUACGCAUUUACUGAGGGAGACACCGUGGCGAAUGCAGUCUCGAAGCUAUGCCCAUUCUUGGCCGUCACUCUUAUUCUUAACGGGAUUCAACCAGUCUUGUCUGGGGUGGCUGUUGGAUGUGGAUGGCAAGCAUUUGUAGCCUAUGUAAACGUGGGAUGCUAUUAUGUUGUUGGGAUUCCAUUGGGCUGUGUCCUCGGCUUUAAGUACAACCUCGGUGCAAAGGGAAUAUGGUCCGGGAUGAUUGGAGGAACAUUGAUGCAAACCCUCAUUUUAUUGUGGGUGACAUUCACAACAGAUUGGAACAAAGAGGUGGAGAUUACCAGAAGGCGGCUGGACAUAUGGGAAGACAAGAGCAAGCCUCUUCUUAAGAACUGAUUGUUGAAGGUAUCAUUAAGCUUUGCUGGUAAAUGAAACGCAUCGAAUUGAUUGUCCACCACUUACGAUAAGUCCACCAAACUAAAGCUAUUGAUGGCAACCAGUAAAGCUCCCACAAUCUGAACGACCCGAUGAAUGCUGCUACACCUACCGAGACAUUGGGCUCGUACCAUCAUCAAAUGGUUUGCUUACCGGCUACUAGCAGUUGUGAAUUAUUCUUUCAUGCGCAAGAUUAGCCUUGAAAUAAAGUAAAAUAAAGCACGUGCCAUGAUCUGUUUUAAAGUAUGAAGUUCUUCCUGCUAUUUGGAAUUUGGAUGCAUAAUGCGUUUCAAAACAAUCCGAGGAAAGCCAUGCUCACUGCCCAGUUGGAUUCGGAUUAAAACUUUUCCAGUUCGGCCUUUGGAAAUCCAAGUCACUAAGCCGAGAGAUUAGCCCAAAUACUAAUCCGUAUAUAGCUUUUGAACCAAGCUUUUUCUGCUUAUUAAGCAAGCUCCAGGUUAUUUAACUUCU